Molecule: messenger RNA, 1382 nt
Organism: Brassica oleracea var. oleracea
Lineage: Eukaryota; Viridiplantae; Streptophyta; Magnoliopsida; Brassicales; Brassicaceae
Product: protein indeterminate-domain 6, chloroplastic-like
Exons: 3
Coding region: 28-1377 (449 amino acids)
Cellular component (GO): nucleus
Molecular function (GO): DNA-binding transcription factor activity
Source: RefSeq, a predicted model, not a curated record
GAAUAAGCAAAAGCAAACCCUGAGAAGAUGUCUUCAUCGUACAACAAUACAAUUUCAUCAUCCUCCACUCAGUCUUUCCCCCUCUUAGCCAUCGGGGCAAACAACUUUAACCGUGAAGAGACGGCGAUGACAAUGAAUCAACGGCCCAACUCCGUUUCUCCACCACCCCGGAGACUAAGAAACAAACCAGGAAACCCAAGUCCAGAUGCUGAAGUGAUAGCCUUGACUCCCGAAGAGAUAAUGGCGACGAACAGGUUCCAAUGUGAAGUAUGCAAAAAACGAUUUCAAAGAGAACAGAAUCUCCAGCUUCACAAGAGAGGACACAACCUUCCAUUUAACCUGAAACAAAAGUCUGACGAAGAAGUAAGGAGGAAGGUGUAUGUUUGUCCGGAGCCCACGUGCGUCUACCAUGAUCCGUCACGUGCUCUCGGAGACCUCACAGGAAUCAAGAAGCAUUAUUACCGGAAGCACGGUGAGAAGAAGUUUAAAUGCGAGAAAUGCGAUAAGUGUUACGCUGUUGAAUCUGAUUGCAAAGCCCACUCUAAGAUUUGUGGUACCAAAGAGUAUCGAUGUGUUUGUGAUACCAAAUUCUCUAGAAGAGACAGUUACGACACGCAUAGGGCUUUCUGUGAUGCGUUAGCACAAGAGUCAGCAGGAAACCCUAACAUGAGCUUCACGGAAAUGCUAGCAGCCGCUGGUGGAAGUAAUGGCAGUACCGGACAUGGCUUUUACGGCGGCGGUGCUUCUUCUGCCGUCUCUCACAACCAUAUUGGUAACAACUCAAACACUGGUUUUGCCCCUCUAGCUCCAGGUCAUAAUCUGAACCGUUCAUCGUCCCAAAAGUUUGAAGACUUUUCUCCUCAGUCCACAUACCCUAACCAUGGUCGCACUAGUUUCCCCGUGCAAUACCCUUCGAACCAAGGACUGUUGGCACGGAACGACCAGAAUCUCAUGAACCAGCACGGUCUGAUCAACAGCAACAACAACAAUGACAACUUGUUCAAUCCCGGAUACUUUCAAGCCAACACUCAGAACCUCUCUGAUCAGACAGGUGCUCCUCCUCUUUUCAACCAUGCUGACAACAACGUUCCUCCUGCUCUGCUUAGAGGGUCAAGUGUGGCCGCUAAUAACUUUGGAGGCAAUGGUAAUGUAAACUUUCAAGGUCAAAUGAACUCGCUAGCUGCGACAAGUGGUCAUCAAGGCCGGCCCGGUAGCAGCAUUUUCGACCAUCGUUUCGGAAACAAUCUAAGCAUGGGAGGCUCUGAUAGGCGGACUUUGGACUUUCUUGGCGUUAAUGGUCGUGGUGGCCGUAAUGAACCUCCUUUGGACCUUGACAUGAAGUUUUCAGAUCCAAAUAAUCCAUUCGGAAAUGUUUGAGAGGA